Molecule: messenger RNA, 941 nt
Organism: Gigantopelta aegis
Lineage: Eukaryota; Metazoa; Mollusca; Gastropoda; Neomphalida; Peltospiridae
Product: BRCA2 and CDKN1A-interacting protein-like
Exons: 7
Coding region: 39-914 (291 amino acids)
Cellular component (GO): nucleus
Source: RefSeq, a predicted model, not a curated record
ACAAUAAGGGAGGAAGAAUUUCAAGACGAAUAUUCACAAUGGCGUCUUCCAAGAAGAAAUGCAUGGGAGGAGAAAUGGAAAUAAACGAAAACAGUAACAGUGGCGUGGAUGAAGAAAUCAUGUAUUCAGAUGACGAAGAAGAGUUGGUUAAUCAGGAAGUUCAAGUUGAUUUUGAAGCCAAUAUGCCAUGUGACUCAGAUUUUCAUGGAAUACGCACCUUGCUACGACAGCUAUUUCUAAAAGCUGAUGUGGACACGUCUAAGCUAACAGAUGUCAUCAUUUCACAAAAUUACAUAGGUAGUGUAUUGAAGCAAUCUUCAUCACCAGAAGAUGAUGAUGAUGAUGACGAUGAUGGAGACCAGGUGUUUGGGAUAUUUACUGUACUCAAUCUCACACACAGAAAGGACGAGGAAUGUAUACAGCAGAUCCGGUUUCUCCUCACAGACAAAUGUCACCAGUCUCCCACAAGCCAGACGGACGACUUCCUGUCUGCACUUAACAGUCCCGACCAGCACGUCGGUCUACUCCUCAGUGAGAGAUUCAUCAACAUACCACCAGAGAUAGCUGUCCCUUCGUUCGAAUCAUUACAGAAAGAUCUGGAGAAAGCGAAAAGACAAAACUUGAAGUAUGAGUUUGCAAACCUGAUAAUGAUAGCGAAGACAUAUCGUCUGAAAAUGUCUGACAAGGGAGACGCUGAAGAUUUGAUGUUCAGUAACCCAGAGGAGGAACUCAUUCAUGAAUUGAGUGACAUGACUUGGAACUACUCGGUGUCUGCUGAGCGGGAUUCCGUGAUGACGGGGCGGUGGGAGGAUGAAGAGGAUGAGGCGGAACCCCUCAGAACUGUGAUGAUGUUCUCCGCGUCAAAACUCAACAAUAUCAUCGAGAAACUCAAGGCUGAACUCUCAAAAACAUGAAUUCAACAAAUAAAACAAUUCAUCAAA